AUGGAUAUCCAUCGUUCGCGCUUCGUUCCUUACCCGGCGGCCGCUAUCAACACCCUUGCCUUCUCCCACUCCGACUCAAAAGACACCGGUAAAGGCGCUGGUAACGUUAGGCUUGCGAUCGGCCGUGCCAACGGCAAUAUCGAAGUUUGGAACCCCGGCAAGGACGCAGAAUGGAUCCAUGAGAUCACACUUAGCGGCGGCAAGGAUCGCAGCGUCGAGGGGCUGGCAUGGACACAAGAGCCGGAUGAGGAGAGCGAGGGCUUCACCUCGGUCGGUCGCUUGCGCCUGUUCAGCAUUGGCUACUCAAGCACCGUAACGGAGUGGGACCUGGUUACCGGGCUGCCUUUGCGCAACUCAAGUGGCAACCACAGUGAGAUCUGGUGCCUUGCAGCACAGCCGCGGUGGAAGGCCGGACAGAAGGCUGUGAGGGAGGGAGAGUUCCGCGGGCAGAACCUGGUGGUUGGAUGCGCUGACGGCUCGCUUGCCGUCCUGUCGACCGACGAGAACGACCUCAGAUUCUCGCGCUUCCUCUCGCGACCGACGGCGAAGAAGGCGCGCGUCCUUAGCGUCACCUACCAGAGCCGCGACAUCGUGGUCGCAGGUUUCGCCGAUAGUGCGAUCAGAAUCUUUGAUUCGAGGAACGGCCAACUCCUGCGGAAAAUCACGCUCGGUGCGCCGUCCGUUGCAGGGCCAAGGGAGAUCCUGGUUUGGGCUGUCAAAUGCUUGCCCAAUGGCGAUAUUGUUUCUGGGGAUUGUUCUGGUGAGGUCCGGUUCUACGACGGCAAGAACUAUUCGCUUCUGCAGAGAAUUUCCUCACAUAAGGAAGAUGUAUUGGCCCUUGCAGUCAGUAGGGAUGGGAAGACCGUGUUCAGCGGUGGCAUGGACCAACGUACCACCGUAUACACCCUGUCUGGCAACGGUCCGGAAAAGAGAUGGUUGGAGAGCGGUCACCGGAAAUUCCACGAGCACGAUCUGAAGACCAUGGCAACAUACGAGAGCAAAGGCCUGAGCAUUUUGGUUUCUGGAGGCCUCGACACUCAUCCCGUCCUUGUCCCGAUCCGCUCCUUCAGCACAGAGCACUCCCGCAAACUGUCUGCCUUGCCUCAAAGUCCCCCAGUUACGAGCGCACCCCGUGCGCGUCUCCUUGUCAGCUGGUGGGAUCGCGAGGUACGAAUCUGGCGUGUCAAGAAACGUGACACCAGCGGUGAGCUGCCCAAACUAGUAGCCCGCUUGGCACUGAAGGGAGAUGAAAACAUAACUUCUGCGUCGAUCUCGGAGGACGGCAGUAUUCUGGCCAUCUCGACUGUCGCGGAAAUUAAGGUUUUCCACCUGUCGUUGCGCAAGGGCGAGACGGACAGGAGCCUCCGCGUGAGGAAACUCGACAGCCCCCCGCUGCCCCAGGAGGGCGGUGCGCGGUUGGUGCAACUGAGCCCAAACGGCAGGUGGCUGGCAAUCAUCACGCACGAAAACGAAAUCUUCUUGGCCCGCCUGACGAACGACGAGGAUGAGCCCAGUAGGUGGAGAAUCGUCCCUCGCGUCGUGGAGCUCCAGCGGUUACACAGAAAACUCGAGUACCAAAAUUCGCUCAACGGUUAUUGGGGCAGCUACGACAGAAUCAUCACCCGCGUUGCACUAUCCAACGAGGUGCUUGUCGUCAGCGACCUUGCAGGGUACCUUGACAGCUGGGUAGUCGAAGGAAACGAAGACAUAACGGCACCUGAAGUAGACUUGCCUGAAAAGGACAAGGCCUCCAAAGAUGCGUCGUCUGACGAUGAUGACGACGACGAAGACGAGGGUGCCAGCCGUCCAGUCAUCUUCUUCGGCCAACACUGGGUACGCAAUCCCGCUGGCCACCUCCUACCGAAACUCGAGUCCGCAGCGCUAGUGCUCUCUUUCCGUCCAACGAAGGAUUCUGAGUCUCAGCCGAACGGCAACCCCGCGGUUCAUCCGACGAGGCACAACCCACACCCUCGCUCGCACACGCUGCCAGGCGGCCAACAUCAGCUGCUCGCGGUCACCGCUUAUCACCAGGUCUACGAAUUUGACGUCCUUGACGGGAAGAUGACGGACUGGUCCAGGCGCAAUCCUACCUCGGAUUUCCCUGCAGAGUUCAGGGGCCAACGAGACCGGGCAAUGGGUUGCUUGUGGGACAUCAAUGACACGCGACAGCGGUUGUGGUUGUACGGCAGCAACUGGUUGUUCAUGUUCGACCUUGCAACCGAUUUUUCGGACGGAUCAUCGGGCUCCGACGGUGCCACAAACGGCGGCGCGGAGUCCCCGCUGAAGAAGCGCAAGCGAGGUCCGGAGGACGCGCUGCUGCUCAGGAAGCACAGCGGCGCAGGCAGCAGGAAGCCGGCGCGGGAAAUUGAGGGAGCGGGGCGGAAGUACCGCAAGAUCAUCGGGGCCGACGCGGCCUCCUGGGUCGACUUGCAGCAAGGGCAAGAGGCCUCCGACGACGACGACGACGAGGCUGACUCCGCAGAGGCCGUUCAAUACGAGGGCUCGAGUGCUCUCGCGACCUUGCGGCGCGGCGUGUCUGAGGGCGGUGACCAGACGAAUGACGAGGCAGACGAGAGUCAGUCUGCCUUGCAGCAGCAGCGCAAGAGCCACUGGCACACGUUCAAGUACCGACCGAUUCUGGGGCUGGUCCCCAUCAGCCACGAUGGCGGUGAGGGCGCUGCAGCCAAGAGCGGGAAGGCGAAGUCGGCCGCAGCAGCCGCUCCGCUGGAAGUGGUGCUGGUGGAGAGGCCAACGUGGGAUCUGGACUUGCCGCCGAAAUUUGUCGGCGUGCACGAGAGAUAG
Molecule: messenger RNA, 2802 nt
Organism: Diplodia corticola
Lineage: Eukaryota; Fungi; Ascomycota; Dothideomycetes; Botryosphaeriales; Botryosphaeriaceae
Product: small nucleolar ribonucleoprotein complex
Exons: 2
Coding region: 1-2802 (933 amino acids)
Biological process (GO): maturation of SSU-rRNA from tricistronic rRNA transcript (SSU-rRNA, 5.8S rRNA, LSU-rRNA)
Cellular component (GO): 90S preribosome; small-subunit processome; t-UTP complex
Molecular function (GO): RNA binding; protein binding
Source: RefSeq, a predicted model, not a curated record